Messenger RNA from Neltuma alba, 1466 nucleotides. RefSeq lists its product as uncharacterized. Gene Ontology annotation, biological process: regulation of asymmetric cell division. The record is from RefSeq and is a predicted model, not a curated record. The transcript is spliced from 4 exons. The coding region runs from base 537 to 1466 and encodes 309 amino acids. NCBI's taxonomy places the organism in Eukaryota, Viridiplantae, Streptophyta, Magnoliopsida, Fabales, Fabaceae.
CGGUAUGAAAUUAAAUCGCUGAAACGGGAUGGGGUAGGGGCCACUAUUUAAUGCUCUAACAUGCCCUAUUAAAUAGGCGAUUGUGGAGGUCAGGGGUUGUUUGUUGCUCUCUUUAAAGCUCUUACAUUAGGUGCUGGAGACGUGGGAUGAACAGCUACUACGGCUGACCAUUAUUAGGGCUCUAUAGUUCCCACUCACAAUUGAUAUUCUCUCUGUUUAAACAUACUACGAUACGAUUCUUUUCUUUUGUUCCUCCUUCCUUUCUUCUUUUCCGAUACUUCGUCAUACUCUCCGAACAAAAGCAAAGUAGCAAACUCCAUCUUUUUCUGGCUUUGGUCUUUGCAUCUUGUUUCUGUCUUUCUUGUCUCUGAGCCCAGUUAACUUGGCUCCUAACUGGUCUCUCCUGAAGUCAGUCUCAUCGAGAAGAAAAGGGUCCUGCAAAAUAUUGGGCAUUAUCAUAGCAGUGUUUGAUUGAAAAUAUGAUUGGUUGAAGCGAGAAAAAUUUUUCAAUGCGGUAAAGUAAGUCCAGUUGAACCAUGAAACUAGAGGGAGAACUGGCCUUUUGCCAUCCAAAUAUUGGUCUUAAACCUGAAUCUCAAUCUUUUGAAUUCAAUGACAGUAAUCCAGACUCCAUCCUGUGCAAAUCACUAAGCAAGAAAGUGAACGAAAAUGAGAAAAGGAUCUGCUUUGAUUUAAAGAGUAACGAGGGGAAUUCAAUUCCAACACAAUAUGACAUGGAGGAGGUGGAUGGUUUGAUUGCUUCAAAGCUUGGUUGCCCUACAGGCGUUGUUGAUUUAGAAAAUAAUGAUGAAGCAAAGGUCUGGAACUUUGUUUCGCCUGUCUCUCAUUCUUCCCAAGAUACAGAAGCAUCUAAUGCAAAAAGCUCCCAUGAUGUGUGGAUCCAUGAUUCUCGAGAAGAAUUAGAUUCGUGUGAGAAUUCAGAAGAUACCUAUUCAGAUGAAUGUGUGACAGAAAGCCAACCUGAAUUCAUUGUUUGUUGCAAAGAAAGUAAUUGCCAUUUUAUUAAGGAUAUAUGUGUUGAUGAAGGAGUCCCUCCCAUGGAUAAGGUCCGGUACGGGAAUAGUGCUGAUGAAAAGGAUGUUUCUAAAUUCUUGCCUUUUGACACUUCAAAAACUGAAGUAUCAGAGAAAGACAACGGCGAGAUUGGUGUGCCGUUACUAGACGUUCUAGAUGUAACGAUAAUCAAGGAAUCUGAUAAGUUUCCUCUUAAACAUCAUCAGUCUGAGAAUUUGAUUCAGAGAGAUGAGAAUGCUUCUGAAAAUUUUGCUGAUCAGAACAAAGAAAUGGUUUUACCUGGCGGUCUAAUCUCGUUGCAAGAGAUAGAACCGGAAGCUAGGCCUUGUGAUCCGGGUGAUGAAGUUGAACUCAACCAUGCGGAGGUAUUUUUCAUUUUCGCUUGUGUUAGAUUUUAUUUGGAACUUAUAUGCUCCUUUCCCAAAGAUUGA